AUGGGCGUCUACACUCCAGCUAACAAGCUUGAAAACUUGAAGUUGUACAAGUACUCGUCGGAGGACCAGUCCUAUGUCUCCAAGUACAUCCUCAAACGGUACUGGAACUGGUUCACCACGUUGUUCCCGUUGAGCAUGGCUCCCAACUUGAUCACCUUGUUGGGGCUUGUCUUCAUCAUCGUCAGUGUGCUUUUGGUCUUGUACUUUGAUCCCUACUUGGACACCCCUUCGCCCAGCUGGGUCUACCUUGUCCAUGCUUUCAACUUGUUCAUGUACCAGACCUUCGAUGGAUGCGAUGGGUGCCAUGCCAGAAGAACAGGCCAGCUGGGCCCCUUGGGCGAGUUGUUCGACCACUCAAUUGACGCCAUCAACACCACUUUGCUUGUCAUUGUCACCUCCUCGGUGUUCCAGUUUGGCGUCGGCUACAAGACCCUCUUCUCGCAGUUCUCCGUCUUGGCCAACUUCUACACAUCCACAUGGGAGACCUUCCACACUCACACAUUGUUUUUGUCUUGCGUGAGUGGUCCCGUGGAGGGCAUGCUCCUUUUGGUGUUUUGCUAUGCUCUCACUGGCUUCAUCGGUCCAGGCUUGUGGACGGCUCACUUGUUUGACUUGGACUUGUCAUCCUUGGGCUUUGGCUUGGGCGAGUACUCUCUCGAUGUCUCUCACUUCCUUAUCGGUUUUGGGUUUGUCGGUAUUUACUUCAAUGUAGCAGCUGCAGCUGGCAAUGUCGCUAAGAAGUACCGCUCCAACAUCAGGUUGUCUAGAGACACGGCCGAGACAGAGAUCGCCAACGCCAAGGAGGGCUUGCUCCCAUUCGCUGCAUACUUUGUCUUUUUGGGAUUCCUCAUCUGGAGUUUCCCAGACGUUGCAUCCACCUACUGCUACGCUUUGGUUUUCUCCACCGGCAGCACCAUGGCAUUCUGCGUGGGCCGUAUCAUUUUGGCCCACUUGACGUUGCAGGAUUUCCCCUUUUUCCAAAUCCCUACGUUAGUGCCGAUUUUACAGACGUUCUUGGCACACUAUUUCAUCACUUUCUGUGAUUACAGACCUUCUGUGGUGCUCCCGCCGUGGUCUGGGUGGCACCGGCUUGACAAUUGGAAUCCACAUCAUGUUCAUUUCGGAAACAUUUACGCAUUGACCAUCAAGCACAAGAAGAUCUAA
Messenger RNA from Candidozyma duobushaemuli, 1164 nucleotides. RefSeq names its product bifunctional diacylglycerol cholinephosphotransferase/ethanolaminephosphotransferase. Gene Ontology annotation, biological process: phospholipid biosynthetic process. The record is from RefSeq and is a predicted model, not a curated record. The coding region runs from base 1 to 1164 and encodes 387 amino acids. Gene Ontology annotation, cellular component: membrane. NCBI's taxonomy places the organism in Eukaryota, Fungi, Ascomycota, Pichiomycetes, Serinales, Metschnikowiaceae. Gene Ontology annotation, molecular function: phosphotransferase activity, for other substituted phosphate groups. The transcript has 2 exons.